Molecule: messenger RNA, 840 nt
Organism: Aspergillus aculeatinus CBS 121060
Lineage: Eukaryota; Fungi; Ascomycota; Eurotiomycetes; Eurotiales; Aspergillaceae
Gene: lcl2
Product: protein lcl2
Exons: 2
Coding region: 72-440 (122 amino acids)
Source: RefSeq, a predicted model, not a curated record
CCCGCUUGCACGAUUUCUAAGUGGACUUUUAUUUCCUUGCAAACUUGACGAAGGAUAUACAAUCGCUCAAAAUGCUCGGCUGGAUCAAGUCUUUCGGGCUCAUCCUCCUCCUGGCGUCUGUUGCCCACGCCCAAUUCCAGUUCUUCGAGCAUAUGUUUGGCGGCGGCGGGGGCGGCGGCCAUCAACAUCAGGCUCCGCAGAAUGUCCCUAGCGAUAGUUCUCGGUAUCAGAGUCAAUGGGAGUCGGCUCACUGCGAUCGCUACCUGUGCCCUGGAACCCUAGCAUGCGUCCACUUUCCCCACCACUGUCCAUGCCCGCAUCCCGAUGUCGAAGAGAAGAUUGAGCUAGGAGAAGGGAGUGCUGUCUGUGUCUCUAAGGGAGGGUUCAAGGCCGGCGAGGCUGCGCGCAAGGUUGAAUUGGCGCGCAAGGGUCUUUUGUGAUUGUAUGCGGAAUUUCGGUGGAUCACUACAUUCUGUUAAGUAAAGCAACGGCUAGAGAGUAUGCACUGGGACCUUUCGCAGAUUGAGAACAGGCUGUCGAACGCUGCCCUCCUUGACAUCUAGGGAGCAUUUUGACUGGAUGAGAGCGAACGUCUGAUCACUGCGCGAUACGGCCAUCAAUACCCUUCAACACCUCUGCCUCAAAUGCUCAAUGGAAACAAUGUGACAUAUAUGUCCCCAGAGCUUUAUGUCAGUACAGCGAAAUCAAUGCUCCGGACAGUCCACUAUGAUGCGCGUCCAACUGUUUUGACUCAGGAAUGAUAUAGGGUCCCAGGUUGCUGAUGGCGCAUAAUGUACAGCACUUGCGAGAGGAUCUAGCGACGAUCGGCAAGUGGGUAAG